Messenger RNA from Rhagoletis zephyria (snowberry fruit fly), 7678 nucleotides. RefSeq names its product cadherin 88C (gene Cad88C). NCBI's taxonomy places the organism in Eukaryota, Metazoa, Arthropoda, Insecta, Diptera, Tephritidae. The record is from RefSeq and is a predicted model, not a curated record. Gene Ontology annotation, molecular function: beta-catenin binding; cadherin binding; calcium ion binding. Gene Ontology annotation, cellular component: catenin complex; plasma membrane. Gene Ontology annotation, biological process: homophilic cell-cell adhesion; neuron projection development; cell migration.
UUGUACUUAAAACGACGAUGUGUAACAUAAAAACAUAUGAACAUAUACAGAUAAAUAUGUAUAUGCUGACGUUGCGUCACCUAAGAACGGGCAACCCCAAAUACCCUUGUACGGUGCAGGUAAAUACCGGCUUUUUAUGUUGCCGGCGAACUUUGUUGUUACAUUUAUUGACAGGUAAAUAAAUAAAAUACAAGCCUAACUUCACUUUAAUAGCAAAUUCGGCAACAACAAUGAACAGAAGCAUUGUGAAGCAGAGUGUAAAUAUAUCUACAUAUCAACGCAAAGAGUGUACCCUCAUAUAUGCGUACAAUGUAGCUCUGGCAACGUUGUAAUCACUCCACAAUCAUCAACUCGCUCAAAAUUUUUCGGCCUUUGUGCGAGUCUUCACGCUUUAUGCACUGGAGUGCCAUAUUGCACGCCACAUUUUAGAGCGUUGUCAAUAAGCACCACACCGCAUUGGGCGAUAUUUUCACUGAGCUUUGCCGCUCUGCUCUUCCCAGGCAAGAAGUGGCAAUAAUAAUACAUACAGCGGAGUUGCUGAGCAAUUUAGUCGGAGUAGCUGGAGUAAACCACAGACUGAGUAUGUAAGUAUGUAAGUAUAGUUUCCGCUGCAGUCUUAUUAGCAACGUUUUAAGCCCAGUUAGUAGUCUGCAGCAAAUCCAAAUUGAUAUUCAGUUGUCAUAGUGUCGUCGAAGCAUUCAAAUGGUUCCUUAAUCGUUCGCGGGCAUUCGCAGCUUUUGAAUAUGAAAAUUUUAAAUUAAAAAUAAAUUAAAAGUGUAUACACUUAAAUAAAUUGAGUUGCUUUUAAUAGAGUUAAAACAUUUUGGGACUCAUUGAAAAUACUUUUUUAAUAUUUGUAUUGUGUAAAGAUUAAUUUGUGAAUAAAUGAAGUUAAAAUUGAAAGCAAAUAUGCAAUGAAUAAUUAAGUAUGGAGUUUAUAAUAUUUCUUUAGUAAAGUCCAGGGGAUUAAAGAAAAUCGUUGUUCAAUUAUGUAGAUACAUAUGUACAUUUUUACGUACAUAUAUUUACCUUUUUAAUGUCUGCAAGUAAGAACACUAAAAUUAAUACAAAUUCGUUGUUUGGUGUUCGUAUAAGCAACCGUAAAAAAAUACAUAAUGAUGGUACUUGGCUUGCCUACGAAUCCAUAUGUCACGCUUCGUAUAACAACACAUUUUUGGGGUUCUUGACUUCUGCACACUAAAUAAUCUACGAAUUGUGUCACCAAAAUUAAAAACUAAAGUUGAACAAAAAAAGAACAAAUAUUAAAAUAAAAAAUAAAAAAUUGUGAAAACACUCCAAGCAAUACGCAGGUGAAAAAAAUUAUUGAAAUAACUUCAGGAAAGGAACACCGUCUGCUCAUCGUUUGCGUUACGAAAGGAAGAAAGAAAGUCUCAUACCAAUACAUAUGUAUUUAAAACCGCAUGUCGAGGGUGCAUUGACAAUGAAAUUCCUCCAGAAACCAAAAAUACUCUCGAAAAGAACAUGAACAACGAAAUAGUGUUGCCAAGCCGCCAGCGAAUUUUAAAUGUACAUAAUCCUCAGCCAAUCGCUAACCGAUUACCAAAAAUAAGAAGAAAAUACAAAAAAGUACGCUUAAAAUCGAAAAGAAAGUGGUUGGCUUGCUGUGCGAAUACAGUCGCGCUGAUAUUUUUUACACUACUACAGCCGGUGAGCAGCAAUCGCCCGCCACGAUUCGCCAUCGACGGUGGUCAAUCCGAAAUUGUUUUGCGACUGAAGGAGAGUCCAGAGACUGUCGUCGGCUCCCAGAUAUACACACUUAAAGGUUUCGAUCCCGAUAAUGAUCCCUUGGUAUUUGGUAAACGCCCAUCGCAUGAUAGCGAAAUCAUACGCAUCGAAAACACAGGAGGCAAUGAGGCUAAUGUCUACUUGGCCAAAGAAUUAGAUAGAGAGUUAAAAGACGAAUAUUCCAUAGUUUUAACGCUAACCGAUAACCAUUACAACGACUACAAUUAUGUAACGCAAAGUUUUCUGCUGCUCGUAGAGGACAUUAACGAUAAUGCACCCAUAUUUUUACCCUAUCAAAGCGCCAUCGAAAUACCCGAAAACAGUGAUCCUGGUAUUAUAACAACGCUAGAGGCAACGGAUGAAGACGAAGGUGCCUAUGGACAAGUAGUCUACUAUCUUCAGGAAUUGGAUGGUGACAACGACAUGUUCUCCAUUUCAACGUACCAGGGCAAGGGUGUACUCCGAUUGAUGGGCGAGUUGGAUUACGAAACUAAAAGUUUAUAUCAAUUGCGUGUUUUAGCCGUAGACCGAGCCCAUCAGGGACCUAUCAAUACAGGCACUGCUGCCAUUCUAGUCAAAGUAGGCGAUGUAGGUGAUCAACCGCCAGAGUUUGUUGAAGUACAAGCUGUAACGCGCAUACCUGAGGAUGCAGAGAUUGGUACGCGCGUGCUGCGUGUACGUGCCAUUGAUGGCGAUCGUGGCAUCAACAAUCCAAUUGAAUAUGACUUGGAAUUAACGGAGUUGUUCGAUAUUGAUCGGCAUACGGGCGUAGUUUAUACGGCGCAGCAACUCGAUCGUGAGGAUAGCAACAAGCAAGUAAAUGGGGCGUAUAUUUUGAAAAUAACAGCCACCGAGGUGCCACAUUCUCAAAUGAGUGCAUCGGAAGAGGUGAUGCAGGUCAAAACGGAAGUGACCGUGAUCGUGACGGACGUAAAUGAUGAAAUACCAACAUUCAGACAACCAAUUUACCGCUGUGAGGUGAAUGAGAAUUCCCAAAGCAAUACACCAUUGAGUUUUAUUGACGAUGAUGUACAGAAUUUCGUCGAAGAUCAUGACAUUGGCAGCAAUGGUACAUUUCGUUUGUUUUUGGAUCCACCAAAUGAUGUCUUCGAAAUUGUGCCGGCUGUGGCAGUGAAUGAGGUAAACUUUAUGGUGAGAGUGAAGAACGCGAAGUCGAUCGAUUACGAAGAAAUGAAAGAGAUUAAUUUCACGCUUUUUGCGAGAGAAAUCGAUGAGCCGGAUAGGUGGAGCUCGGCGCACCUUCAAGUUUAUAUUCGCGAUCAGAACGACAACUUCCCCGAAUUCACACAGUCAAUCUACAACACCAGUAUACCGGAGAAUAGUGACCUGGGCGCGAUAGUUGCCAAAAUAGAAGCAACAGAUAUAGAUUCAGGCGAUUUCGGCACUAUGGGCAUACGAUUUCACAAUCUGCGAGGAGGCAUAGCACAUUUAUUACAUCUUAAUCCAAUAACGGGCGUUAUUACCAUUAAACAGCCCGGUGACUCCGCAUUCGAUCGCGAGAUCAAUUCACUUCAUUACCUUACCGUCGAAGCUAUCGAUAAUGUUGGCAUUGGGAACCGCAACACCGCACAGAUCCUAGUCAAUAUUGAGGAUGUCAAUGACAAUGCGCCAAUCUUUGUACAACGUCACUACGAGGCAAAAUUGCUAGAGAAUAAGCGCGAAUUCGAAACUCCACUACUUGUCGAGGCGCGCGACAUAGAUCUCAAUGGCACCGAGAAUAGUCAGAUCACUUACGAGAUUGUAGAAGGUCUCUAUCGUGAAAAUUUCACUAUAGACCCCGGACGUGGUCUGCUACGGCCAUUGCAUUCGUUCGAUUAUGAAGAGUUGUUAGAGAAUAGAGGUCGUAUACGGCGACGUGCCGAUAAUGGCAUACGCGAGAUCGAUUUGUUGGUACGGGCGCGAGAUUCAGGCAUACCGAUGCUCUCUACUGUGGUGCCGGUGCUCAUAUAUGUCGAAGAUGUAAACGACAAUAUGCCCAUAUUUCAAAAGAAUUUCUACGCCAAAACUAUACCAGAAGACCUACCCGGCGGUAGUUCGAUAUUACAGGUGAUGGCUAUCGACCGUGACGGAUCGGCGCCGAACAAUGUCGUUGUAUACCGCAUACAAAUGGGUGCGAGUGAUAAAUUUGUCAUCAAUUCAGAAUCGGGUGUAAUAUCGGUGGCACAUGGCGCGAACCUGGAUCCAGAUCUGACGGAGCCAAAGAAGCUCGUAUACACCCUGACUGUGCUCGCUUUGGAUGGGGGUAUAGGCAAUUCACAACUCAUGAACUCUGCAACGGUUAAUAUAACCAUAAAGGAUGUGAAUAAUAAACCGCCUGUUUUGGGAGAGCUUCCUACCAUACGCAUCAUGGAAAAUACGAUUGUGGGCACACAAGUGUAUCGCGUAAGAGCUACGGAUCUUGACGAAUCACCAAUCAUUCGUUACCGCAUAAAUCGUGACAAUUGUGAAGCGCGUAAUGAAGAAGGCACUUUCGUCAAACUGACCGAAUUUGAUUUUUUAAACGCCUUCGAUUUAGAUCCCAUCGAAGGAACGAUAAAACUUCUCAAACUCCUGGAUCGCGAGAAGAUCGAGUAUUUAAAGCUGGCCAUAAGCGCGGAAGAUUUAGCUGCAGUGAAAGGAAAACAAGUCGCUGAAGCCAUUCUAAAUAUAAUAAUCGAAGAUGAAAACGACAAUAAUCCGAAGUUCAAGCAGCCGUUCUAUCGCAAAACGAUCACUGAGAAUAGCAUUAACGGUGUAUUAAUUGCGAAUAUACUUGCCUAUGAUUUGGAUAAAAAUAAAACCAUCACAUAUUCGUUGGAGGGUAAUCCCGCUGUAAGAAAUCUAGUACAUCUCGACCCACAAACGGGUGAAAUGGUGGUUGCAAAUAAAAUCGAUCACGAGCAAUAUCAGUGGUUGAAUUUGACGGUGCGUGCAACUGAUUCGGGUAUACCGCCACGAUCCGCGCUCGUCGAUGUUUAUGUGUCGGUUUUAGACGAGAAUGACAAUAAUCCGUAUUUUAUCGGUGGUACCAAGAACUAUUCAAUUAGUGAAAAUGCUGAAAUUGGCGCACGAAUUGGCACCGUACAGGCAACCGAUGCUGAUUCGGGAGAUUUUGGCAAAAUCACAUUUCUAAUGGAUCGCAUUAGUUCGCAGGGAAAAUUCUCAAUUGACGCAGACACUGGCGUGCUCUCUGUCGCCGAUAGAUUAGAUCGGGAAACGAAAGAUUUUUACAUGCUAGUGAUCGAGGCUUGGGACAACUACCAGUUUGGUUUCUUGGCAGGCGAGAGUCGUAAUGCCUUCAAGCAAAUAUUCAUAACCAUACUGGACGAAAAUGAUAAUGCACCCGAGGUUUUUCUGCCCACAAGUUGUGUGCUGAUUACCGAAUACCACGAGUUGAAUGAGAAAAUUACAACUAUUCGUGGCAAAGAUGCCGAUGAUCCGGAAUCGCCAAAUGGUCGUUUAGAAUUUCAAAUAGCAAAAGGCAAUAGAUAUGAUCUAUUCGAGUUACGCCAAAUCGACGAAUGGACUGCAAAUAUUUACGCUCGCACACAUUUGCGCAACAAGUUCGGUAAUCACACACUAACCAUAGCCACGCGUGAUCUAGGUGUACCAUCGAAUGUUGUUACCAAAACUUUUGAUAUUUGUGUAUCGGAUUUUAAUGAUCAUCCACCAGUUUUUGUUACGCCAUUACAUAACACUACGCUACGUAUACCCGAAAAUACAACCGUGGGCACAGAGCUGCUGCAAGUGCUGGCCACCGAUGAGGAUAUCGGCGUAAAUGCUUUGGUGCAUUAUCGCUUGAAACCGGAUCCACUGGGCAGCUAUAAGAUAUUUCAGAUCGACAGUGAGACUGGACAAUUAUUUUUGAAGGAGAAAUUAAAUCGCGAGAAACAGAAGCUACAUGAGAUAAGAAUCGAAGCAUAUGAUCAGGGACUGCCUACCUCUUUGAGUACCGAUCUAGAUUUAACGAUCUACAUACGGAAUGUAAACGAAUACGAACCGCAAUUUGUGGUUGAAGAAAUACACGUUAACUUUACAGAGCAUGCCGAUCCUGGCUCGGAGCGUGUCAAACUACCCGACACAAUCGAUAAGGACGAGGUAGAUGAUCUCGACGAUCCGCCCAGCUCAGUUUGCUAUUUUAUUGUGAAAGGAAAUGAGCAGGGCUAUUUUAAAUUAGAUCCCGAAACACAUAUACUCAGUGUGGAGAAAGAACUGGAUCGUGAAGUAAUUGCCAACUAUACUCUCUUCGUGAGGGCUACAGAGAAUUGCGCUAACGAAAAACUCGCAUACGUAUCCAAACAAAUUUCCGCAACCCGUCGUUCAGAUAAUAUUGUUGGUAUUACGACGGCUUUACGGCCAGAACUCUCGAGCUUAGGGCGAAAGCAAGGCGGUUUUCUACGCAAUUCCGAUCAUUUCGAUCGCUACAAGCAUUCGCGCAAUUUGCGUUCGAUUAACGAAGAUGACGAGACGUCCACAGAGCAGGAAUCAUAUGAAUUCGCUGACUCAGACAACCCAUUGACAAGCGAGGAGCUGCUACUAUACGAUAGUACUGUGGUACGCGUACGUGUACGCGUCUUGGACAUCAACGAUAAUCCACCACAUUUUCGCACGAAAGUGUUCACCGGUGGUAUAACGACAAAUGCUGAUUUUGGCACGAAAUUUAUGCGUAUCGAAGCUUUAGAUCCGGAUGAGGGUUUCAAUGCUAAGAUUUUUUAUUAUAUGGUCGGCGAGAUUAGGCAAACAUUAUCAGAGGGUUUGGAAAAUGUUAGAAAAUCACCAUUUCUUGUGGAACGCGACACGGGCGAUGUGCAAUUAAAUUUCGAUCCACAAAAAAGUAUGAAAGGAUAUUUUGAUUUCAUGGUUUUGGCAAACGAUACUUUAGGUAUGAAGGAUGUGGCGCAUGUGUUCAUCUAUUUACUAAGGGAAGAUCAGAAGGUAAAGUUCGUUUUCCGACUGCAGCCGGAUGAGUUGCGUCUCAAAAUCAGCACAUUUAGGGAUACACUCAGCAAUGUCACGGGCGCAAUUGUCAAUAUAGAUGAAAUUAAAGUGCAUGAAAACAAAGAUGGCUCUGUUGAUAAAACAAAAACCGAUCUUUAUAUGCAUUUGGUAGAGCGAGAGGAUAAUUCUAUUUUAGAAGUGCCUGAGGUGCUAAAGCUAAUCGAUCAGCACAUCGAGCAAUUGGAUGAUCUAUUCAAGGAGCUCAACGUAUUGGAUACACAGGCAGCGGAAGCGGAACUACUGGUAGCUGGACCACCGAAGCCCAUGUUCGUUUGGUUAAUAUUCACUAAUCUGUUUAUGACGACAUUGUUAGUGGUAACCUUGGGUCUGUGUGUGUCGCAACGAAAGGGUUAUAAGAGACAGUUGCGCGCCGCCAAAGUGAAUAUUUUCAGAAACUCUUCGCUUUCGCUGCAAAGCAACACAGAACCAGCCACCCGUGUACCAAAUACAAAUAAACAUAGCGUUCAAGGCUCAAACCCGAUAUGGCUUAAAGGCUAUGAAAACGAAUGGUUCAGAAAUGAGGAAAAUUUAAGUCAAGGCGGUCAGGAUUCUUUGGAUGAAAAUUUUCUGGCGAUUGGUACGCAGGAUAUACACGAAACGCUGAAGGGCACUGCGAAACUCUUCAACCACACCAAUGACCUCAACCGGCACUUUAAUGUGUACAACCAAAUUGAUAAAUUAACAAAUAAUGCUCAAAUAUUAGCGCGUAAAUUAGAGACUACAGAAUUAUAGGAGCAAAAAAAGCCGUAUAUUUAAAGCCCAGGAAUGUUACAUCAUAUAUCUAAGAUGCGAUUUUGUAUGAAAUAUGUAUUUAUGUAUGAAUUUACGUGAAGUGUCCGAAAAUAGCCGAAAAUAUUAUAUUAAUUUUUUAAAUAAAACAGAUCGUAUCAUUUUAUAUUCUUCCGAAAUACAGGUCCGAUCAAAUCUACUAUGU